UAUUAAAAAGUUUUUUUUAUAUUAUUUAUUUUUCAUUUUCACUUUUGGUUUGUUUUUGCAACGAGCGCAAAUGUUUGCAAAUGCGGCGGUAGCGCCAACAACUGCGUCGUCGAGCAGCGAUAUAGGCAGCGAGAAGUUAAAAAUACGAUCAACUGCAAUGGACAUGGAGGCGGCUGCAAAGGAAAUGAGCGCCGAGAAGACGGAGAUAAUGAAUGAUGAUGGGGCCAAAGGUACGAAAACUGAAAGCCAGACAGACACUGCGACUAUGGUGAUGACUGAAAUGAAAAUGAGCUACAAGGAGAAUGACUGGUGGCAGCAUAUGGUACUCUAUCAGAUCUAUCCACGUUCGUUUAUGGAUACCAAUGGCGAUGGUGUAGGCGAUUUGCAAGGUAUAAUUAUGAAACUACCGUAUCUCGCUGAGACAGGCAUUCAUGCUGUUUGGUUGAGUCCGAUUUUCAAGUCGCCUAUGGUGGAUUUUGGCUACGACAUAACUGAUUUCAAAGAUAUUCACACGGAAUACGGUACAAUGCUAGACGUCGAUAAGCUGAUAACGGAAUCGAACCGCUUAGGAAUUAAAAUAAUCAUGGAUUUUGUGCCCAAUCACACGUCAAAUCAAAGUGAAUGGUUUGAGAAGUCGAUUAACCGCGAAGAUGGCUUCGAG
Molecule: messenger RNA, 661 nt
Organism: Rhagoletis pomonella (apple maggot)
Lineage: Eukaryota; Metazoa; Arthropoda; Insecta; Diptera; Tephritidae
Product: maltase 2-like
Exons: 3
Biological process (GO): carbohydrate metabolic process
Source: RefSeq, a predicted model, not a curated record